This is a messenger RNA of Meriones unguiculatus (Mongolian gerbil), 935 nucleotides long. RefSeq names its product ankyrin repeat domain 66 (gene Ankrd66). Gene Ontology annotation, molecular function: protein binding. The coding region runs from base 72 to 650 and encodes 192 amino acids. The transcript is spliced from 4 exons. Lineage: Eukaryota; Metazoa; Chordata; Mammalia; Rodentia; Muridae. The record is from RefSeq and is a predicted model, not a curated record.
AAUAUACUAACACUCCAGCCAACUAAGGUGGCCUGCCGCACAGAGUUCCUUGGAAAGACACAGAUUCUGUUAUGGAAUUGUCGAAGAUGUCAGACAUGACAAAACUCCACCAGGCUGUGGCUGCAGGAGACUGCAAUUCAGUGAAGAAAAUUUUGAAAAAAGGUCUCUGUGAUCCAAACUACAAGGAUGUGGACUGGAAUGACAGGACCCCACUUCACUGGGCGGCUAUCAGAGGGCAAAUGGAGGUGAUACAUCUCCUGAUACAAUAUGGAGCCAGACCCUGCUUGGUGACUGAUGUGGGCUGGACCGCAGCUCACUUUGCAGCCGAGUCAGGCCAUCUGAAUGUACUUAAAACUCUCCAUGAACUGUAUGCUGCCAUUGAUGCUGCUGACUUCUUCGGAGACACGCCCAAGAGGAUUGCACAUAUCUACGGUCAGAAAGCCUGUGUGGACUUCCUGGAAAAGGCAGAACCGGAAUGCCGGGACCGCCGCCAGAGAGGGCUAUUGCUUGAUGAGCAGGAUCCAGAUUGGGACCUCAAGAAAAGAGAAUUAGAGCUGUCUCUUCCAGCUCCAGGUCAAAACACCAACAAAAAGAAGAAGAGAAUCCGAGGCUCCACCAGGGUCAGCCAUCCCAAGGCCUGGAAGAUAUGAGAAAGAGGGACAAAGGACACAGGCUCCAAGAGGCCUAGCCUGGAGCUGGACUUCCUGUCUCACAAGCUUUGACUCAGCCGCCCUUACCCAGGCUUCUACAGAAAGUCAUGGCCAGCCCCUGAGCUGGAAAGUAUUGCCAGAGUGUCCCCUUAGAGAGGCCGAUGUCUCUCUUUGUGAAAAUUUGAUGCCCAGAAGCGUGACCCGAAGGGGAAGCGUCAGCCUACAGCUGCUUGCAUUUUGUUUUUAGUGAUUUGCAGUGUCAGCAUGCCCUACAUCUCACCCUAA